AUGGCAGAUGUUCACCUCUACUACGCCCCGGGAGCCUGUUCUUUGGCAUCCCACAUUCUUCUCCACGAAGCCGGGGUGCCCUUCACCUCCACUCGUCUUUCCGUGAGACCAGCGUUCCCCGACGAGUACGCAUACAUCAACUCCAAGAAACGGGUGCCCGUACUCUCCCUCAAUGGGAAAGUUAUCACCGAGAAUCCCGCCAUCAUGCUCGCCAUUUCUCAGCUCGUGCCUGAAAAGGAACUGAUGGGGGAAACGGACCUGGACAAAGUCCGAGUCUUGGAAUGGAUGAACUGGCUGUCUGGGUCGGUGCAUGGUCAAGCGUACGGAAUGAUCCUACGCCCAUCGCGCUUCGCUGACCGGGAGUCCAUGCACCCUGGCAUCCGCGAACAGGGUAUCAAGACGCUGAAGAAUUGCUUUGAUCAAAUUGAGUCGUGGUUGGCGAAGGACCAACAAGAACGCGUGGCUGUUUACGCUUUAGGCGAUGGACAGAAAUUCAGUGCCGUCGACGGGUACCUUUAUAUCUUCUACCGCUGGGCCAUGGGUCUCAAGCUGGAGAUGCAGACGAAGUAUCCCAGAUACUCUGCGCUGGUGAGGAUGCUGGAGUCGAGAGAUACCGUCAAGCAGACCCUGCAAGCGGAGGGAUUGGAGGUGGUCAUGUAG
Messenger RNA from Exophiala spinifera, 660 nucleotides. RefSeq lists its product as uncharacterized. NCBI's taxonomy places the organism in Eukaryota, Fungi, Ascomycota, Eurotiomycetes, Chaetothyriales, Herpotrichiellaceae. The transcript has a single exon. The coding region runs from base 1 to 660 and encodes 219 amino acids. The record is from RefSeq and is a predicted model, not a curated record.